AUGCUGUCGCAUCUACGCUUCCACCGGCGCGGGCCGUCCAACCCGGCGUCGCCCGCCGGCGACCAGCAGCAGCCCUCCCCGCUGAGCAACGCGAACUCGCCCUUCACCCCCGACGCCGUCUCGUCCCCGGACACGCAGCCGCCGACAUCGACCACGUCGCUCGUCCCGCCGACGCUGCCACCCAUUCCACGCGUCGCCUCGGACCAGUCCACGCCCCUGCCCGACUUCUCCUCCCCGUCCUCCACUUCCAGCCAUCACCAUGGGCUGCCUACCAUUGAGCAGCAGCAGCGCGGGUCGAUGCAGCCGCCGCCUGCCCGCUCGCCCUACACCAACGACUCGGGAUUCAUCGGUGGCGUCGCCCUAGAGAACUACCGACGCGGCCUGCGGGCGCAGAGGUCGUUCGUCACACCUGAGAACCAUGCCGCGCCGCAGCUCGACGACCAGCAGCUGCGCGCCAAGACAACAACCCCCGCCUCCGCCGCCUCCGCCGCCUCCGCCGUUGGUGCGCCGUCGUCUGUUGUUGCACCGAGGCCAAGUAUCCCGCCGCAGAGCUUCUCCAAGGUGCCGUCGCACUCUUCCAUCUCACCGUCGGACGGUGCAGCGUCUUUUCAGCCGACCGGUCGCCGCCCUGCAGGCCUGGGUCUCGCUGGCGACUUCACGCCCUCCUCUUACGUCACCAUCACGCCCAUGGAGCCUCACAAGGCGAAGAAGGGCCUGCCAUUUUUGAAGAACCCCAUGUCUACGCUUUUGAUGCGACGAAAAGCCAACCAAAACCCUCCCGAACCUCUGCCAACGCCCGCGCUACCUAGCCAAGAUUCCGAGCCAGCGUACGACCCACGUAUCAAGGGCACACGUGUCCACGACUUCAGUGCCCCGAGGCGACGGAGCAUCCCGCGGAAUGAUUCCUCACAAACAAUAACAAGACCUUCGCCUUCUGAGUAUCAAGGGGGGUCGGUGCCGGCGCCGGCGCCGGCGCCGUUUCCUGUUCCAACGCCUGUCCCUCCACCAGCGCAUGAAGAGGCGGCGCCGGAACCCGUCAGCAAUCAAGCCUCUACACCUGAUUAUCUCUCCAAAAACAAGAGCCUGCCGCCUGCCCCCUUCCCAGAGAUGCGAAAUGGCUCUUUCAGAGACAGAAUGCGCAGCUCAAGUGGCUCUUCAAUGUCGACCACUCAACACGAAAACCUCUCCAGUAUUGCCGAGGACAAUGCCCACCGCGAAUCUGAUUCUUUCCGACGUGCUAAUCCAUCAACACGAACUACACGUUCUCGAAAGAUAUCCUUAUCGGAAAUGUCAAGCAGGGAUACUAUGACGUCUUUGCCAAGACACAUGAAGAGCACGAGCUCUCGGUUCAGCUUUGAUAUGAUAGGAGCCGCGAAGCAGGAAAAGAUUAUGGAGGAGAGACAUCGGCAGCGGCAAUUAGAAAAGGGCGAACCAGAGAGCACGGAACGAAGAGACUCAAGAUUUGACGAAUUUGAUGAAGAUGCAUUUGACUAUGACGCCAUGAUGGACGAUGACGGUCUGGAAGAAAGGAUACCGGGUGUUAAUGCCGAUUUUGAUGAAGAAGACGAUUACCUCAACGAAACACCUUACAUACAAGAGGACCAAUUUGAUGCUCAGGAUGACCCCGACAAUGAUCAACAAAACUUUUCUGGUUUCGUUUUUCAAAGAUCGAAUCCUGAAUCUGCACUCGCCAGUCCUGCCUUGCCAGGCCAAAUGCCGAACACUCCGCGAGACGCACAUGGCCAUCCGAUCGGCUCAGCACUUACCAAAGACACACCGACGACAGCGACUUUCCCCUUGCCGGCUCAGACAAAUCCCGACGAUAUGGAUUUAGCUUUCUCACAACAGCUCUCAGGCCUCGCAGUCAAUGAGCAUACACCACUGACUGAGGAAGAAAGGACCCCUGGCGCCCGAACGAACGUCUUAGGGUCAGUGCAAGAGGACGAGUUGUAUUUCGAUGAUGGUAUAAUUGGCUACGAGGACGAAUUUGCAGAAGACCUCGCUGCCGGAAUCGAUCCUAACGACGAGCCAUUUGAUGAAUCCAUAUUUGACAAUGAUGAUACAGAUCAGUUUGGCCGCCCGGUUCCUGGUGCAUUUGCUCAUGCCCAGUCGAUGCGUAAAUCUGACAGUCAGUUGAAGAAGAGGGAAUCCGACAUGACCUCGCGCUUCUCUGCUCAAUCAGGACAAUCGCAAUCUACUGCCCACACUUCAUAUAGUGCAGGCAUGGCCGAUGCGGCGCACGGGGGCAGCUCCAUGAUUUCGCCGUUAGGUAGAGUAUCUUCAAUGAUGGGACCAUCCUCAACACCAUCGCAGCGCAAGAUGGCGGCGUAUCAAGCCGCCCUCGCUGCCGCUGCGCAUGAGGCUGCGGCUUCUGGUAAAUUCCAGCGUAGCGCGUCACCUGUACUAGAAGAUGAGGAGGAGUCAGAGUACAGCACGGAAGAUUUGGAGGAUGCCGAGAAGCAAGAGUCCACUGUCAAAAUUCAAGACGACGUGGAAUAUGAGCCUACGGGUGAUAUCUAUGACGAUCUUGGCUACGAGAACAUGGACGAUUUUGAGCUCGACGACGAUGCGAUCAUUGCCGAGGCCAAUGCCAGCGCGUUAGCAAAUGACUCAGACGGCUGGUAUGGUCAGGAAUUUGGGUUUUAUGCAGCCCCUACGACGCAGCACCAGGGAUCAUACAGCUCCAGCGCCUCCGGCAGCACGGAAUACCAGUAUUCAAAUGGCGGCUUCUUCGGACCGCGCAGUGACCUGGCUCGAACUGCUAGUGGCCGCCUCAUCUCACGCGAGCCUAACCUCACCCCCAUCACGGAACGCUCCGAAUAUUCCAACCGAAACUCGAUCAUGAGCAUGGCUUUGCCGCCCAUAGUCGGCGGCACACCCACCGUGCAGAGCCCCGGGCUUGCGCAACUAGCGAUGAUGUCAGGGGAGGGCGACGAGAUGACGCUGUCCGCAUUGUUGCGUCUCCGCAACAAGGCGUGGGGAGGCUCGCAGGCGAGCCUGUCCUCGAGCCGUGAAGGAUCGCCAAAGUCUGAGAGGGGCGAGCUUCCGAGCUCCCCGUGGGCCGCCAACACCGCCUCCAUGCCGGGACCCACGCACAAACGCCAGAACUCGCUCCUCUCGAGUGAGGGUCGUGAUUCUGAGCUGGGAAGUCUGCCCGGCAGCCCGACACUGACCAUGGCAAACGCAGCACUCGGUCUGCAGGCGCAGUCCAACGCUCUCGCUGCAUUCCAGCAACAGCAGCAACAGCAGGGUAACCCGGUUCGCGGCAACUCCGCGCCCUCUACGUAUCCUCCCCCGCGAGCGCACAACGGCCAGAGCAUUUCCGCGCCGGUGUCGGCCGCGCCGGGCAGGAACUCGAGCGAGUGGACCUGGUCGCCCGAGGUCCCCAACGCGCCGGCUCGGGCUGCGUCGCUCUCGAGGCAGGCCAAGGGGCAUCGCCGGCAGCAGAGCUCGACCGAGAGCGUAUCGUACAUCAUGGAGGAGGAGGACAACGGCGAGGCGCGCUGGAUUAUGGAGAGGCGGCGCACGGGGGACGAUAACGAGACGGAGCUGCUGGAGCGGGAGAUCAUUCCUGGAGGGCGCAUAUAA
Messenger RNA from Cordyceps fumosorosea ARSEF 2679, 3588 nucleotides. RefSeq lists its product as hypothetical. The transcript has a single exon. The record is from RefSeq and is a predicted model, not a curated record. Bases 1 to 3588 code for a protein of 1195 amino acids. NCBI's taxonomy places the organism in Eukaryota, Fungi, Ascomycota, Sordariomycetes, Hypocreales, Cordycipitaceae.